AUGGAAACGUUUACUGUUAUCAACGUGGUGCAAGAGAACGCACCCCUAGAUAGAGGCGAGGUUGACGAGAAUUAUAUCCAGCUCAAAAUUUUGUUACACAAGUACAUCGGCAGCCGCCCUAGCCCGGAGUCUGCAAUUCGUUGGGAUUCACAGACCGUCGAAGGAGGAAGUAUCAUCUGGGUUGACUUCCCAAGGAUCAAGCAGGUUGCUUCCCCCUACCGCAGCAUGUGUGUAACAACAUUUCAAGACUUUCUUGCAACCACGAAUGUCCCGGAAGAUAAACAUGCCCUUGCAAUUCAGAAGUUAUUCGAGGCUAUUGACGCUGCCGUCUCGCCUGAUCUCCCAAUCAAUGUGGUGAUAUGUAACGUGACUUUGCAUGAUGGGACGACGGUUCCUGCAACAAGGGUGCCCAUUGAAGGCUUGGAAAGAGUGAGGGUUGAUGCCUUGGAAAUGGAAGAUGGAGAAACAUGUGCCAUUUGUUGGCUGGCUUAUGCUCGAGGGGAACAUCCGGUUUCUCAGUUGCCCUGCUCGCACUAUUUUCAUGAACAUUGCAUUGUCCAGUGGCUACAGAUCAAUCGCGUAUGUCCCAUGUGCCGAUUCGUAAUGCCAAACCAACCCUCACAGCCCUCAGCUUAA
This is a messenger RNA of Fragaria vesca subsp. vesca, 636 nucleotides long. RefSeq names its product E3 ubiquitin-protein ligase RNF115-like. The record is from RefSeq and is a predicted model, not a curated record. Gene Ontology annotation, molecular function: ubiquitin protein ligase activity. Gene Ontology annotation, biological process: protein ubiquitination. Gene Ontology annotation, cellular component: cytoplasm. The coding region runs from base 1 to 636 and encodes 211 amino acids. The transcript has a single exon. Lineage: Eukaryota; Viridiplantae; Streptophyta; Magnoliopsida; Rosales; Rosaceae.